Messenger RNA from Antechinus flavipes (yellow-footed antechinus), 1984 nucleotides. It is a transcript of the gene ATXN10, whose product is annotated as ataxin 10. The transcript is spliced from 12 exons. Gene Ontology annotation, biological process: neuron projection development. The record is from RefSeq and is a predicted model, not a curated record. Gene Ontology annotation, cellular component: cytosol. The coding region runs from base 95 to 1726 and encodes 543 amino acids. Lineage: Eukaryota; Metazoa; Chordata; Mammalia; Dasyuromorphia; Dasyuridae.
GCUGGUGCUCGCGAGGCUGAAAAGGCGGGACGGGAAAGGAGGCCGUCGAGGAUUGGCGGCGGAGAUCUUGAGGGUGGGAUUCAAACCUAGAAGGAUGCGGCGUGGGAAGAAGAGCGAGAUGCUUGAUUGGAAGAAAGUUCGUUGGGGCGGGACACGAGCCGCCCAGGAGGCGGGCCCUAAGUCAGAAACGUGCAGCGGAUUGGAGAGAAGGCCCUUGUGGGGCGGUUUCCUGAGCACAGGGACCGCCCUUCCGCGAAAGAUGGCGGCACCCAGUGAGAUAUCGGGGCGAACAGGGUUCAGCUCCGGGCCGGUGCAGGCGUCGCUGGAGGGGCUGGAAACAGACGACGAGCCGGAAAAGCAGCUGGAACGGCUGCACGAGAUCAUGGAACUGCUCCGCGAACAGCAGCACCGAGAAACUGCUCCUGAGCGUGUCUUCCAGAGCAUCAGUCAGAUCCUGAUAAAAUCCUCCCGCCAGGUGCAUCUGGCCUGCUGGGACGAGGGCCUCCGGGGACCUCUGGAGCCCCAGCUGCAGCUCCUGGCCGAGUGCUUCCGCUGCCUGAGGAACGCCUGUGUGCAGUGCCCCGGGAACCAGAGCACGAUCAGGAACUUGAACUUGAUCGACAGCACGGUGGAGCUGAUUAAUUUAUUUCAGAAGCUGGACAUGGAGCAGGAAUCCCAUUUGGCGGCUUUUCGCUGCAGCCUGCAGUUCUUGGGCAACAUCGCAGCGGGGAACGAGGUUUCGCAAGAGGCCAUCUGGAGGGCCGCCUUCCCAGACCUCUUCUUGUACUGCCUCCGCCAUCCAGAUGAGAAGGUCGUCGCCUACGCCUCCAUGAUCCUGUUCACAUGUCUGAACGACGAACGGCUGAAGGACCUGCAGACCGGGAACCUGCACGUGCCUCUGCUGGUCAUCGAGGCCCACCGGAAGCAGCCCGACUCCGAGUGGGCCUUCCUGAUCAUUUCGGACUAUCUGCUGAAAAGCCCGGACCUGGUGAAAGCCGUGUACUCGAAGCUGAGCAACCCAGAAAGGGUUACGCUGCUUGAUCUCAUGGUGGCCAGGCUGGCAGGGGAUGAGCCGCUGGCCAGAGAGGACCUGACCGCUUUUCAGAGUCACGCUGAAUUGGUUGCAAGUCGUUUCCAAGAAAGAUGCAAGUCUGUGCUGAGGCUUGCCUCAGAGUACGACAAUGAUGAGGAAGCCCUGGCCACAAUCAGGCUCCUCCACGUCCUUUGUGAAAUGACUGCCAACUGCGAACUGCUCGGCUCCUUGCAAGCAUUCCCCGGGCUCCUGGAGACGGUUGUGGAGCUCCUGCGGCUGGCCCACCUGGCUGGGAAGGAGACCUCGAAUGUCUUCACGGUCGCCACGUGUAUGCGGGGCGACGGGGACAUCGCCAACCCCGCGGCGGGCUUCAAGUCGCACCUGGUUCGCCUGAUUGGGAACAUGUGCUACAAGAACAGAAACAACCAAGACAAGGUGUACGAACUGGACGGCAUUCCCCUCAUUCUGGACAACUGCAGCAUGGAUGACAACAAUCCCUUUCUGAAUCAGUGGGCAGUGUACGCCAUACGGAACCUGACCGAGCACAAUAAAAGAAACCAAGAGCUGAUAGCAAAGAUGGAAGACCAUGGCCUGGCAGAUACAACCAUGCUUAAGAAAAUGGGUUUUGAAAUUGAAAAACAAGGUGGGAAACUGACUUUGAGAUCUACAAGAAAAGGUCCUACUUGUGAAUAAUAUCACCAUCUGACUCAUGGCUCCUGGCUCCCUGGGAUUUGCCAUCCUUGCAGGCUGUGAAAUGACAAGGGUCUGAAGACUAUCUGACAGUGCAAAGCUAAAAAUGCCUUAAGUUUGGGAAAGCCGAAUGAGACGCAGCCGGCCCCGAUGGGCACCUUGGACAUUUAGCAGUUUGUGCCGUAGAGUUGCCAUAGACGUACUGCAUCUUGCCAUAAUAAAGUUUUCUGUUUGGGGUGGCACGGGCCUCCUGUGCUCUGA